Messenger RNA from Drosophila hydei, 399 nucleotides. Its product is annotated as pupal cuticle protein Edg-78E-like. Gene Ontology annotation, molecular function: structural constituent of chitin-based larval cuticle. The transcript has 2 exons. The record is from RefSeq and is a predicted model, not a curated record. Bases 7 to 399 code for a protein of 130 amino acids. Gene Ontology annotation, cellular component: chitin-based extracellular matrix. NCBI's taxonomy places the organism in Eukaryota, Metazoa, Arthropoda, Insecta, Diptera, Drosophilidae.
GCAAAGAUGUUCCGAUUCCUCCUUGUUGCUUCGGCUUUGAUUGCCUGCGCCUGUGCCGGACCGUUGGACGAUCUCCACGCAAUCGCCAAUGUCAGGAGCGAGGUCAAUCCUGAUGGUAGCUACGCCUACGCACUUGAUACCUCCAAUGGAAUCUCUGCUCAAGAACAGGGAGUUGGUGGUCAGGCUGCCAGCGGUAGAUACUCUUACACUUCACCUGAGGGCGUACCGAUCGAAAUUACAUACGUUGCCGAUGAGAAUGGUUACCAGCCACAGGGCGCUAUUUUGCCAACCCCACCACCAAUUCCAGCGGCUAUUCUGAGAUCAUUGGAAUACAUCCGCACCCACCCACAAUAUGAUGAGCGUCAAAAUAACGUCAAGAUUUUUAGGUCGAUAGGUUAA